AUCAUCUCAAGAAAAUCCCGCGAGAUUCGUCCAGCAUGGCCGACAUUGACAUCAUCGAGAAAGCGUCGAAUGGCGAAGUCCUCCACGAGUUUGGGGCGCUCAACACGCUGCUCUUCGUGACGAUCCUUGGCAUGUGCAUCGUGUGCGCGUACUUGAUCAAGGAGUACAAGUUCUACUACCUGCCAGAGUCCGGUGCUGCCAUGAUUGUGGGGUUGAUCGUUGGUGCUUGCGCGCGGGUGUUCUACCCCAGUCGCAAGGAAAUGGACUUUUUGAGGUUCAAUAAACUGCUCUUUUACUUCUUCCUCCUCCCGCCGAUCAUCUUCGAAGCCGGGUACUCGCUCCAUCGGAAACGCUUCUUCAACAACUUCAUGACCAUCUUGCUCUACGCAGUGGUGGGCACGAUGAUCUCGACGUUUGUCGUGGGCUUCUUGACGUUCUACGCUGGCAAGAUGGGUUGGAUCUCCAUCGAUUCGUCCAAUCCACUGGAAGCGCUCUUGUUCGGCGCGCUCAUCUCGGCCGUCGACCCCGUCGCCACCUUGUCCAUUCUGGGAAACCCCGAGCUGAACUUGGACCCUCUCUUGUACAGCCUUGUGUUUGGGGAAAGCGUGCUCAACGACGCAGUUUCGAUUGUGCUCUUCAACACGUUCCUCAAAUUUGAAGAAUCGGGCAAAGAGUUUACGUAUGGCGCGAUAUGGCUGCUCCUGAUCGAGUUUGCCAUGAUUUCUUUGGGGUCGGUCGUCGUUGGAUUUGCCACGGGACUGGGAUGCUCGCUGUUGUGCAAAAACACAAACAUGAACAAGUACCCCAAGUACGAAAUCACGAUGCUGUUUCUGUUUGCCUAUGGGUCGUAUUCGCUGGCCGAAGUGAUCAAGUUGUCUGGAAUCAUGUCGCUCUUCUUCUGCGGCAUCACCAUGGCCCACUACAACACAACCAACCUCUCCACGACGUCGCAGAUCACGUCCGAGUCGAUUUUCCAGAGCUUUGCGCUCGUGGCCGAGUUUUUCGUGUUUCUGUACAUGGGCAUGGGCAUCUGCGUAGGUCAAUUCGGCCGGUGGGACGUCAAGUUCAUGGUGCUCGCGAUUGUGUUUUGCUUGAUCGGGCGACUGUUCAACAUCUUUCCGCUCAGUUGGGUGGCCAACUGGCAGCGCAAAGAAAAGGUCACGGCGCAGAUGCAAGUUGUGCUCUGGUUUGCUGGUCUGCGCGGGGCCAUCGCGUUUGCCCUGUCCCAGGACAUGCCUGGCGCGAACCGGGAUUUGUACACGACAACGACGUUGUCGGUGGUGAUUUUCACGACGAUCGUGUGCGGCGGGUUGACGGAACCCUUGCUGAAACAAACCAAACUCAAGGUACGAAUGUUGAAAAAUGCAGGGUACUGGCGAUUACUACAUACUAGUAUGACUACUAACUAGAUUGACGACGAUGACUUGGACAACGAUGGGGACGAUGGGGACGAAGAGUACGGCCUUAUUGCCGCACACGACGCGGCGGCAUCCGACCACCCCGCCUCGCCCGACGGGACUGCCGCACCAUCGUCGUCGAUGCGGCUUCGUCAGCUGUCGGUCGAGUCCGAGAUCAGUUAUGUCGAGUCGUUUUGGGGCAAUCUCGAUGAAAAGUACAUGAAGCCCGUGUUUGGCGGCGCGCCCCGUCGACUCGUCUCCAGAAAUGUGCCCAGUGCCAGUUCGCCAGUGGCAGAUGGCGGCGCGAACCCGUCGCCCGUACAAUAGCAGCCUUCAUAUGUACUACUAAUUUAUGUAGUAUGAUGUAUAUCCAUUAUUGUUGUGGUUGAACCACCUUGCACUUGUGAUACGGGUCAAGUGCACUUUGUCUCGUGUUUGAACCACGCACUUCAACUUGGUCCCUUGGUGGAUCUGCAACUUGCCUCGAUUCGGUGGAGGACACGACGACGACGGGGCUGAUGAUGCUUUGGACACGUCGUCGUGGCAUCUACUCGUCUGCCCAGUCCCCUGUGGGUCGUCGGUCACCACUUCUGGACCGCGCAGAUGGCCCUUGUUGGCUUUCUUCUUUUUCCAUUUGGAGGGUUUCUUAGGCGAUGCGGUGGAUGCUGCUUUGGGCUGACUGUCCUCCUCUGAUGGGUCGUCCAGUGGCUCAGCGGGGGACGUCGAGACAGGCCGAGGUAGUGCCGAUGGUUUCUUCUUGGACGAAGUAAAUGCAGGGGGUCUCGUACAAGGGGAUUUGUGUUGAUGUUACCUGGGUUGCAGGUUCUUCGUGGCGACUUUGCGCUUCCUUUGCGUCAACUGUACGUCAUACAACGACCACAACCACCCGUUCAGUGGACUUGUGUCGAACAUCAGUUGGUUGUUGUGUGUCGUCAUCGUACUGCGGGCUUGCAAUGGUCGGCGAAUUCAAAAAAGAUCUAAACGGUAGCUCACGUGGUGAAUGGAUUCUCAAAAUUGCAACAACCAGGAAUGACCCUGAGCGACACGUGUACUUGUUCCUGAAAGAAUACCACGGCGUCGCGGUGGUCGCACACCUACCGGUGCACAUUGAGUGCCUUUUCCAAAGGUUGUCGUCUGCGAUUACGUUGCAAAUGUACGCCUUGCCGUCGAUGACGCGAUACGCUGACACGCGCGCAGAGAAGACAAAGUCUGCCGUAGACGCCAUAUCCUGCUUGGAAAAGUUGGCCUCUUGCGGUCCGUUCUGGGAUAUGCGGAGGAGCACGGCACUCCACGCUUUCUUGGACGCGUCGUCGUGAACAUCUAGAUAUGCAACCCCCGACGACGUGGAGAUGCAAAUGCAGAAUGGAACAGUGUCCACUGCGAUACCAUCUUGCGUGGGCGACCCAGGGGUCGGCGUGGAAAUGUCGGCGGUAUGCACCGGAAGCAUCCACGUGCGGCUUGUCCAGCGCUCCACGACGCCAUUAUCGUUCCAACUCGUGGAUUUGGCAGGAAAGGUAGGCGGUUGGUAGGUAAGUAAGUACCUUAAAGCAGAUCAUGUGGGCAGCAAUGUCAUCGAGUUUCAAGCACGCUGUAUGCCACUUGCCCUCGGCGUCCAUGGUGGACACCUUCCAUGUUGAAUACGACUGCUAAAGAAUUACUGAAGUACUAG
Aphanomyces astaci is the source of this 3066-nucleotide messenger RNA. Its product is annotated as sodium/hydrogen exchanger 3, variant. The transcript has 14 exons. Gene Ontology annotation, molecular function: sodium:proton antiporter activity. The coding region runs from base 36 to 1409 and encodes 457 amino acids. Gene Ontology annotation, cellular component: membrane. Gene Ontology annotation, biological process: regulation of pH; sodium ion transport; proton transmembrane transport. Lineage: Eukaryota; Oomycota; Saprolegniomycetes; Saprolegniales; Verrucalvaceae. The record is from RefSeq and is a predicted model, not a curated record.